CGGCGGCGCGCGGCACUCGGCUGCGCACCCAGCUCCUGGCGCGCAGCUCCUUGCACCCAGCCCCUGGUAGCAUGUUGCGCGCCGCCGCUCUCGCCGCCGCCGGCCUCGGGCCCCGCCUGGGCCGCCGCCUCCUGUCGGCCGCAGCCACCCAGGCCGUCCCGACCCCCAACCAGCAGCCUGAGGUCUUCUACAACCAGAUCUUCAUAAACAAUGAAUGGCAUGACUCAAUCAGCAAGAAAACGUUCCCCACUGUCAAUCCAUCCACUGGAGAGGUCAUCUGUCAGGUAGCAGAAGGGAACAAGGAAGAUGUGGACAAGGCAGUGAAGGCUGCCAGGGCUGCCUUCCAGCUGGGCUCACCCUGGCGCCGCAUGGAUGCAUCGGAGAGGGGCCGACUGCUGUACCGCCUGGCUGAUCUGAUCGAGCGAGACCGGACCUACCUGGCAGCCUUGGAGACCCUGGACAACGGCAAGCCUUACAUCAUCUCCUACCUGGUGGAUUUGGACAUGGUCCUGAAAUGUCUACGUUAUUAUGCUGGCUGGGCCGAUAAGUACCAUGGGAAAACCAUUCCCAUUGAUGGAGACUUCUUCAGCUACACCCGCCAUGAGCCUGUGGGGGUGUGUGGGCAGAUUAUUCCGUGGAACUUCCCGCUCCUGAUGCAAGCAUGGAAACUGGGCCCAGCCUUGGCAACUGGGAACGUGGUUGUGAUGAAGGUCGCUGAGCAGACGCCUCUCACUGCUCUCUACGUGGCCAACUUGGUCAAGGAGGCCGGCUUUCCUCCUGGUGUGGUCAACAUUGUUCCUGGGUAUGGCCCCACCGCUGGGGCUGCUAUUGCCUCCCACGAGGAUGUGGACAAAGUAGCAUUCACAGGGUCCACAGAGGUUGGCCAUCUGAUCCAGGUUGCUGCAGGGAGCAGCAAUCUCAAGAGAGUGACCCUGGAGCUGGGGGGCAAGAGUCCCAACAUCAUCAUGUCAGAUGCUGAUAUGGACUGGGCUGUGGAACAGGCCCACUUCGCCCUGUUCUUCAACCAGGGCCAGUGCUGUUGCGCUGGCUCCCGGACCUUUGUGCAGGAAAAUGUGUGAGAGUUUGUGGAACGGAGUGUUGCCCGGGCCAAGUCUCGGGUAGUCGGAAACCCCUUUGACAGCCAGACUGAGCAGGGGCCACAGGUGGAUGAAACUCAGUUUAAGAAGAUUCUUGGUUAUAUUAAAUCCGGGAAGCAAGAGGGGGCAAAGCUGCUGUGUGGUGGAGAGGCCGCUGCUGACCGUGGCUACUUCAUCCAGCCCACUGUGUUUGGAGAUGUGCAAGAUGGCAUGACCAUUGCGAAGGAGGAGAUCUUUGGGCCAGUGAUGCAGAUUCUGAAGUUCAAGACCAUAGAGGAGGUUGUUGGCAGAGCCAACAAUUCCAAGUAUGGGCUGGCCGCAGCUGUCUUCACAAAGGACUUAGACAAGGCCAAUUAUCUAUCCCAAGCCCUCCAGGCUGGCACUGUGUGGGUCAACUGCUAUGAUGUAUUUGGGGCCCAAUCCCCAUUUGGUGGCUACAAGAUGUCUGGGAGUGGCCGAGAGCUGGGCGAGUAUGGUCUGCAGGCAUACACUGAAGUGAAGACGGUCACAAUCAAGGUGCCUCAGAAGAGCUCAUAGAGAACCAUGUCGGCUUCCUUCCUUAUCCAGUGCCAGAAAACCUACCAGGAUCCAUAAGAAAGCCAAGAAAAACAACACUUGCACACUGCAAGUCCCAAACGAGACAUCCCACCUACAAAUCUGUUGCUUAAGAAAGUCCCAGAAUUUGUAUUGACAGACAGUGCAGGUUGGCCAGGUGAAGCUAACGCAGAAAGCCCUUUUUAAACUGCACCCCAGGCUGGGGAGGUAGCUCAGUGGCAGAAGGCUUGCCCACUAUGUGCAGGACCCUGGGCUCCAUCCUCAGCACUGCAAAAAACCAACACCACCACACUAGCAUAAACUGCAACAAUACUACUGGCUUUCAGAGUGGUUUCUUUUAAAAAGAGCUUGAAAUGUCUUAUCUCUCUGAUACACUUUUGUAUGUUGCCUGUUUGGGAAGGAAAAAGCCAUUAUUUACAACUGUAUUAGCAUGGAGGGAACUGCCUGAACUUUGCUUUGUGUUCUGGAUUAAAAUGCAUUAAAACAGAGCUGCUGUCAAAUUCUUGGCUAAC
Castor canadensis (American beaver) is the source of this 2164-nucleotide messenger RNA. It is a transcript of the gene Aldh2, whose product is annotated as aldehyde dehydrogenase 2 family member. The record is from RefSeq and is a predicted model, not a curated record. Gene Ontology annotation, molecular function: oxidoreductase activity, acting on the aldehyde or oxo group of donors, NAD or NADP as acceptor. NCBI's taxonomy places the organism in Eukaryota, Metazoa, Chordata, Mammalia, Rodentia, Castoridae.